Messenger RNA from Malassezia japonica, 1677 nucleotides. RefSeq lists its product as uncharacterized. Lineage: Eukaryota; Fungi; Basidiomycota; Malasseziomycetes; Malasseziales; Malasseziaceae. The coding region runs from base 1 to 1677 and encodes 558 amino acids. The record is from RefSeq and is a predicted model, not a curated record. The transcript has a single exon.
AUGAGCCAUGCGCGCCGAGCGCUGACGGCUUCGCACCCGCUGCUGAGCGAAGGGGGGUGGGAAGGCGAUGUGCCCAAGGCACAAGAGGGUGCGAGUAAAGAUGCUUUUCUGGAAGGGAGGAGCGAGGAAAGCGAGGAUGCGGCGCUAGGCGUCCUCGAGUCGAUCUUGGGCGACGAUGCCAAGGCAUGGCGUGUGCUCCGCACCCUGCCGCACGCAGAAGAAGACGCUCGCGAGGCGGUGGAUACUCUUGCGAAGAUCGUUUAUGCACUGGUAGAACAGGUGCAAGGUCCGCGCGCGCCAAGCGCCGACCACCUUCCGACAUCACUCCAAGAAGCGAUGCGCGACGAAUGGGAUCUGGGCCAGGGCACCAGCGCGCAAUCUUCGCCGAAGGUCGACAGCCUUGCCUCGGAGCCGAUUGAGCAGGAUGCCGUGGCGUGGCUCGCUUCUUUGGCCAACCAACAUACACUCGAUACGUCGACGACCAACACGACCCAGUCGGCGCCGAUCGAGGACGAGGCGCCAGUAUCUGACGACGAGUCGCUCGCGUCGUCCGAAUCGGCGCUCCCGUUUGCGCCGGUCGUCGAGCUUGCGCACAUGGUGCCUGCGUCCGCGCGGCCGCCGCCGCAGCUGCCCAGACAGGACGACCUUCAAGUGGACCGCUACGGUUUUGUCUACGAAGCUGAAACGGGCACGGCGAUGCCCGACCUCGACGCGUACGACGCGAACCAAGCCGACCGCAAGAAUGUGUGGGACGAGUACCUUGCACAGCACACAGCCGGCGCCGACGACCACUGGCAAGCGCUCUUUCUGUACUUGCGCCGCCUCGACCAAAGCACCGCGUCAGGACGGCAUGCAUGGCGCCAGUUCCAGCGGCUGUGCCACGACGGCAUCCCGAUGCUCUACCGCCCUGCGGUAUGGAGCAACUGCGUGCGUGCCCACGAGCUCGCCGAGCCGGGGCGCUACUCCGAGCUGGUGGAAAGCGCGUCGCACGCCACGCUUGACCGCCAGAUUUGCCUCGACGUGCGACGCACCAUGCCGACAAACCUCUUUUUCGGCGGCCAAGGCCCUGGUGUUAGAAAGCUGCAGCGCCUCCUCGAGGCGCACAGCAUGUACAAGCCGACGCAAGGCUACUGCCAAGGGAUGAACAAUCUCGCGGCGAUCCUUCUCCUUACCUAUACCCACGAAGAGGACGCGUUCUGGGCAAUGGCUGGCCUCAUCGAGACGACGCUGCCGCCAAACUUUUACGCGUCCGACAUGCUCGUGCCCCGUGCGGACCAACGUGUGCUACUGAGUUAUGUACGCAGUGGCCUGCCUCGUGUCUAUGCGCAUGUCCAGGCGCUGCAUGUCGAGCUCGCGGCGGUGACCUAUGCGUGGUUCCUGUCGCUGUUCACCGCGUGUCUGCCUACCGCGACGCUCUUUCGUGUGUGGGACAUGCUGCUCGUGGACGGCAGCACGGCGCUCUUUCGCGUCGCCUAUGCCAUUCUCGCGCGUGCGGCGCCCGCUCUGCUCGCCGCGGCCUCGGCCUCGGCCGUAUACGACGUGCUGCGCGAGACGGCCGCGCAUGCAACCGAUGCCGAGGCGCUUGUGCAGGCCUGUGUUGGCCUGCGCGCCUCGAUUCGUGCGGCAGACAUUGCGAGCCGCCGCACGCGAAUCCUCACUCGUACGUCACCUAUUUGA